Messenger RNA from Linum trigynum, 3324 nucleotides. The record is from the annotation of a GenBank genome assembly. Lineage: Eukaryota; Viridiplantae; Streptophyta; Magnoliopsida; Malpighiales; Linaceae.
ACCACACACUGACCAUCGACUUCAAAAAACAGAAAAUAAGGAAUAUUUUUGAACUAAUACUAGGUCACCAUGUUGUGUAAUGUCCAUUUGAUAUUAGUAUGCAAAUUAUUAAGUGUUAAUUGUAUCAAAUUCAUAAAUAAAAAGUCAAGAACGUCAAUUUUUUUUCCUAUACAAUUGGUUGAUGUAGUAAUAGAAGAUUUGAUACCUCAACGAAAUAUUUGAAAUCCACACACAGCCUUGGUCUCUAACAAUAUGUGGUUAGUGCUUUUGUUUUCUUUGUCAAUCAAUACUUCAUUCAAAUAACCACUUGAAAAAUCGGUACCGAGUGAUAAAAAAAAUAUAUUCAUGUCACAAGUACUGGACGGAUCCGCAGGAAACAAACGGAAGAGUGUCUAAACUGCUAGUGUCUUCCUAAUUUGUGAUGAAUUUAUUAGGAAUAAUAUUAAUCAGUAUGUUUGCCUAAUAAUUAACUAAUGUAAGCCGACCUAGUUACAAAGCAUAAACCAGCAGAUACCCCCUGUGAGACAAGGAAUGCAAAAUUAUUUAAUAACCGAAAGAGAAGCUAAGAGGAAUUCCGGCUAAUCCAGUUACGUACGCACGUUGAUUUGUUAUACAAAAAUGAAGAAGAUUAGAUUAUCCCAAUCUUUGAUCACUAUUAUAUAUAAACUAAGCAGCAAGAAGUGAUCAUCAUGCAUACCAUAACCAAUUACUUGAAAGAAAGCUCAAACAAGAAACACAGAUAGCUGAUUCGAUCAUAAGAACGGCCAUGGCGAUGAUGCAGCCCAAGAUUUCCAAGUUGCCCGUCUUGCUCCCGCUGAUCAUAUGGGUCGUCGUAAUUCCAUGUAUGGUAUUUUCCCCUUACCAUUUCAUACAUUUUUCUUCUUCAUUCCGUGUACGUGGUUUCCUUCUUGAGUUGGCAAUUGUACGUACGUCAAACCUUGGUGCGACGAGUUUGUGGGAUGGAUGUGGCCCGUGGAGGAAGACCAAGGUUGUUAAACCUCUAUUGGACCUUCGGUUGGACCCGAUCGGACCUAAAUCGGGUUUCAAAUGGCCUCCAGAAAGCCAUUCGGUCUGACCUUUAAAGAAAGAGAGGGGGAAGAGAGGAAGAGGAACGAAGGAAGGGUGAUGGUGGGUGGGUCAUGGUCUCAUGGAGGUUAGGUAGAGUUAUUUUGUGGAAAAUAAGUUUUUAAUAGAUACAUAUGUAAGAUAAAUUUCAUUUCAGUCAUUAAAUCUUUAAUUACUACCUUAUUUGUAUAUAUGUUUUAAAACGACUAAAACGGGUCAAACCGGUCAGACCCCGAUCAGACCAUUAAAGUUAAAACCCCUUGCUUGACAGGCUCAAUGACUUAAACCGGUUUGACAACCUUGCUUGCGGGUUGCAGGUCUUUGCCCUUUAGGCGAAUCGAGAGAAGUCAGUUCCCGAUAUGAUAUUUCUCCGGCGGGAACAGCUGCUACUAACACUUCCGGCGGUACAGAGGUCCAUGUCAGGUAUAUAUUGGUCUCCCUGAAACGCCCAAUCACGAUUCUUUUAAUAUUAUAAAGGGUGACGUAGGGAAUUAAAUCGGGAAACUUCAGAUUCUACGCUAGUGGUAUUAUCAUUAACCAGUAGAUUUCUAAAUGGGUCUUAUUUUCUACUAUUAUUGUGUAAUAUCGGCCCACAUGAAUUAUACAUCUCGGAUUUGCCGCAUGCAUGCAGUGUCCCCGCCGAGAAUCAUCAUGAACUUCGCCGUCGACCGGAGACCACAGGAAGGACCGCCGCUAGUCGUCGGAAUGCAUCGGUGGAGGCCAACUGCGGUUGGAGUUGCAACGACGAUAUGUGCUCUGCUGAUUACCCUGAUUGGUAUAGCGCUGAACCUUAUUGCUUCGCCGGUUGCGACUGUUACCAGAUGGAAUGUGUACAAAUUUGUCCCACGCCACCUCCACCGUAGCAGCUACUGAUAAUUACAUAUAUAAUCGCCAUGAAUAAUAUAAUGAUGAUGGAAGAAGAAGAAGAAGAAGAUAUCUAUCUAUGUGCUGCCGGCUUUUUCAUUCUCUACUCUUCUCGAUCUCCUUUCUAGAUUGUAGGGGGAGAUAAUAGAGAGGCAGAAACUAUAUAUGUGCUUUUACUUACGUACGUAUCGUAUACGUUCUAGCAUUUUCACUAGUAUGAAUGUUGUUGUAAGAAGAUCCAAACCUUAAGAACCAAACUUUGUGAGAGGUUAGAAUAUACUCGAUCCAUCGACUUAUAACCCUAGUCUUGUGUCUUGUAGCCGGUUGGUCUCAUCAAUAUGGUAAUUAAAGGGGUAGUUUGGAAGUUGCGAUUGUUAAAUGGAUGUAUUGUUGAGAAUGCAUGAAUAAUAUUAUACAUGUAUUGUCGAAUUUGAUGCAUUGUAGAAUACAAUGUUUGGUCGCAUCGGUCAAACAACAAACAAUAACAAAAUUUUUGUUUUUAUAAAAAAUAAAAAAUUUAGGAUGGAAAUUUCAUAAUUUCGAAGUAAAGAAAUAACUAGUUUUUUUUUUCAAAUGAUGUAUUCUUUUGCAUUUCCAUUUUUCUAUGCUAGUUCUAUCCUCAAAAGUGCAUACAAAAUGAGGAUAAACUAGGUUGAUUUUCUUUUUCUGCAAUGGAACUAAUGAUGCUCUAAGGUGAGUGCAUCCAAGACAAAACUAUAUAUUUAUAUAUGUCAGUAUUUACUAAAAAACAGAACAAGUUGCUAUUACUUCAAUGAAUUCAACAUGAACACGUGGUAAGAAUAUUACUUGCUAGAUUUAAGGUAUGAAUUAGGGUAAAUACAAUAUAAUAGUCAAAUCUUUUUAUUUUAAACAAAAUAAUAACCAAAUCUUUUUGAAAACAAUUUAAUAGUCAAAUUUUCAACUUCCGGUCCGGUCAACUGUUACUUGAUUCUGACGUGGCAGCUUUAUCGCUGAGUUGGAUGCUAAUUGGUGACGUGGCAUAAACCUCAACCAUUUGACUGUACACAUAGAUAUUUAUUAAUUUAUGUAAUUAUUUGUUUUGACAAAAUAAAAUAAAAAAUAACCAUUCUUGUUCUAAGAUGGAAGGCAUACCCAGCGGGCGAAGCCCGAGUACCCCGAUGAAGAACUUCUCUGUUCCUGCCCCUGCCCAUACGCUGGCAGGUGCGAGUGAUACUGCCUUCAUCCAGGCAUUUUGCCUUCAAGCGCAUUUGAGACCAGUUAGUUUGUAGUCGGAGAAUCUUUGACGAUGCUCCGACUGACAUUGGCAUAGUUUGUUGAUGAUGGUAUAGUCUAUCUAUCACAACGAGAGUAGUUAGUCCAUAAUCAGGCGAGAAAUGUCACUUUUUGCAUCACCAAUAAUAACACUUUAGAACG